Messenger RNA from Zingiber officinale, 825 nucleotides. RefSeq lists its product as uncharacterized. The transcript is spliced from 3 exons. Lineage: Eukaryota; Viridiplantae; Streptophyta; Magnoliopsida; Zingiberales; Zingiberaceae. Bases 100 to 621 code for a protein of 173 amino acids. The record is from RefSeq and is a predicted model, not a curated record.
CGUUCACUCACGCGAGGCACAACUCUCGCGGCCGCAUUAAACUAAUUGGAAACCCUUCUUCCUUCCUAAAACUCAAAAUACUGACAGCUAUAAAUUUUAAUGUACCUUUCCACUUUCCUUUCUAAAAUUAAUAAAUUCGAUCCGUCCGUUUUUCUCCAGCUGCCACUCCAGCUCCAUCGGCAGCUAGCACGCAGAUCAAGCAACGCCAUGCAUCGGCAAUCCCUCGGAUCUCCUGGCCCCAAGCUCCUCGUCUCCGGCAUGGACGACCAGCGCAAAAGCCUCGGUGGACAUCCUCACGAACCCUCGAUGGAGGCGGUGGAGGAUAAGGCGAUCCGGACCAGUUCGAGGGCGGAACGCUCCAUUCACUUGAUUCCCAUCUGCACUAUCCUCUGCAUCCUCGUCCUCUACCUCCUCUCCCACGAUCCCCAAAGUUCGCUUAUCCAAGAUCUGAAAGCGAUAAAUGGCUGGGGCUUGCGAUCCGACCCCGCCGUGGUGGCGGAGAAGGGCGUCACUCGAUCGGCGACGCAACAGAGCCGACGACGUAGACUGAAAGCGGCGAGGAAGAUGGGCGUUGCACGUGACGACUGGGCGGAGCCAGAACUGCUCGUGUUGGAGAACUAGCUCGCGGUUGAUUAGGGAGCGUGGGUUGCAAAAUUCGUUUCUGUUCUUUCUUCCUUAAAAAAAAAUCGGUGCGUGUUUAUUCAUGGAAUAUGGAAGACUAUGUACGGAGGUGGAUCCGAUCAAAGUUUCUUUUAUUUCUUAUUAAUUUUAUCAAAGUUUCAUACAGGAUUUCUAUAAAAAAAAAAAAAAGGAUGAGGUCAAUAA